Molecule: messenger RNA, 1789 nt
Organism: Polychytrium aggregatum
Lineage: Eukaryota; Fungi; Chytridiomycota; Chytridiomycetes; Polychytriales
Exons: 8
Coding region: 68-1579 (503 amino acids)
Biological process (GO): carbohydrate metabolic process
Molecular function (GO): hydrolase activity, hydrolyzing O-glycosyl compounds
Source: RefSeq, a predicted model, not a curated record
GGCUGCCUCCCCCUUUGCCUGGCCGUCCGUCGUCUCAUCUGGCUGCCCAGGCACCCCGACGCUCGCCAUGCCACGUUCCCGGCCAUGCGCCCCCGCACUCGCCCCAUGUGUCUCGCUCAGGACAGCGCGCACAACCAGCAGCUUCCUGUUGGGGCUGCUCUGUCUCCUGGCGCUCGCGACCCUGAGCCAGGGCCAGAACCUCACCAGCCCAAACUGCGUUAACGUGAUAAAUACCUGGUCCCCCAUCCCAUCCGGAAUAGUUCUUGACAACGGGCAGAACAGCUCCUUCACGCUCGGCUCGGUGAAUGUUUCACUGACACCACAGCAGUCGGGGUUCCACUUCUAUACCAAUGGAACUAUGCUCUAUGGACAAGUGUCGGCUCUGAUUUUAGGAUCGAGCACGCCAAACAUUAUCACGUCUCUGCGACUUGAAAACAUCAAAACCGGAGAGCGUAUCAUUCUGAACGUGUUCGGGGGCGGAAAUAUUGAGCAGGAUAUCGUGUUAUCCAUCCCAGGCACUACCGCGGGCUUAGUGUAUAGAAGUCGAGUACCGAUUUCUGGCAUGAGUUUUCAAAACUUCACCAUCAAUUGGACACCAGACUUUGUGUCCUUCUACGGCAAUGGAAACCCCUUCAGUACUUAUAAUAGGUCGACCGUUCCGUACGGAGCUAAUUUUAGUUCACCCAUGCGGGUCGGAGUUGCUGUGUACUACAAUUCCGAUAACGGAGGCAAAUUGUCAACCAAUGCCAAUUAUACAAUCGUCUCAAACUUGACCAUAUCUUGCAGCAACAUAGUUGAGUCACCCAAAUCUGUCACGGUCGCUCCUUCGCCGAUCGCCACUUCAAUCGUUUCCACACAACCCCAGCCAACAACGACUCCCCCGCCAGUGGUUGACCCUCCUGCCACGAGUCCCGCAGCCAUUGCUGUUCCUGUUGUUGUUGUGGUCAUCCUCGUCGCUGCUGGUGUUGGCUUCUACAAGUUCAGAACCCGCCUGGGACUCGACAAGUUUGCUGGCUUGGGCAGACAGAGCGGCUCCGGAUCGUCAGAAUCAAGAUCUGCUCAACCUCGUGCAAUCCCACCCAUCCAGAUGCUUCAGUCCAAUCCCUCAUCAACAGCGGACCCAUUGCAGAACAGUAUCCAAGAUCGAGAAAUGACUCUGCCUGAUCGUGAUGUCCUCAGUGCAUCAUCCGAUCACUCUGCUACUUACAGAGCAGAUCAGCUUAGUCAAGCCGACAUUCCUUUGAGUGCACUCGAUCCCUCCACCGGCAAUCGCCGCGGGUCCAUCGCCAAGCUGGGUCUGCCUGAUCAUUCAUUCCACGACUCACAGCCUGAUGGCAACGACCACAGUGUGCCGGCAUAUCCAGAAUCUUCACCAAAUCUCCUCUCGCGGCGCCAUUCAAGCUCAACGCUGCCCCCUCCCUACUACCAGAGCAUAACCUAUGUGCCUCCACCUGUUCCAGAGAUCACUGUCUAUGUAUCAACCUCGGAGCCAGACUCCAGCGACAAUACGAACAACCCGCCCACGACGAAUCGCGAGUCCAUGCUCUCUGGCACCACCGACUCGGUGCCUCAGAACUGACACAUGGAUCUCCUUCCUCGAGGGCUUGCAACCUCAUCAAGGAUGUGACAACAUCUACAGCAAGUAGACGUGACAACAUCCACAACAAGUACAACACCUUCGCUAUGGCCAGCGGCAGCAUUUCUGGAUCAAAUGCUCAAAUGCUCGGUUUUAUCUAUGUAUCUUGUCGUGUUUGUUGCUACAACAGUACAUUUGAUUCAAUAUGACAGA